AUGUCUCUACUCCGCCGCAUCCGAUGGAAUCCUCAGAACUACUUGUGUUCCCCAAGGCGUCAGCUCACAUCCUCCGCCUCCGCCGUGCCAUACCCACUCGGAAGAAGAGAUCCUUACUCUCUCCCACUCUCACUUACUCAGAAGCCCCAUCCCGAAGAAAUCCACUUUAUCGACUCCCGUCCCAUCUCCCUCCGCUACAGAGUCGCCGCCGUUUUGGAGCUCUCGGCUCUCGACGACGCCGCCACGAUCUCCCGCUUCGCUGUAUUCGACAGAUUCCGCACCGACGCCAUUGUCCCUUGCAACGCCGUCAUCGACGCCAUGUGCCGCGCCAAACGCUACGAGGAUGCCAUUGCUCUCUUCCAUUUCUUCUUCAACAAGUCUGGCAUUGCCCCCAACACCCUCUCCUUCAACCUCAUCAUCAAAGCCCACUGCGAUGAAGGCCACGUCGACGACGCCCUUCACCUAUACCGCCACUUUACUGCCUUUUUCGCUCCCGACAGCGACACGCACAGGCUGCUCGCUCAAGGGCUUGUCGAUGCCGGGAGGAUCGAAGAAGCCGUGUCUUUAACCACCUCUGUCGUGGACUGGAAGGUCCACAACGUUCUCAUUCGCGGCUUCUUGGAUCUACGAAACCACGACAGGGCUCAUGAGCUCUUUUCCCAAGUUAAGGCAGCUUGCGAUGCAGACGGGAUUGCCUUUGUGAGCUGCACGUUUUUGGACUACUGGUGUGAGCGAGGGGAAGAUGAAGACGCGUAUUUGGACAACUGGUGUGAGCGAGGGGAAGAUGAAGACGCGUAUUUGGACAAAGCUAUGUCAUACUUACCUAGCAAGGUUGAGUUAGUGUCUGGCAAUAAGCUUGUGGAAGUUUUGUUCAAGCAUGGUCGAACAAGUACUGGUUGGGCAUAUUUCAGGGGCAUGUUGAAAGAAAACAUCUUUGAUUCACAGACCAUCAACAUAGCGGUCAACGAGUAUUUCAAGCACGGGGAGUUUGGGGAGGCACUCGAGACCUUGAAAAGGUCCCCUCCGGAAAUAAUGUCUGGUUCCUUGAGCAACAUCAUUGCCAGGUUAUGCGAACGUGGGAUGGUCUCGGAGGCAGAGUCUUUACUUGAGGAAAUGACCUCACCCGGCGUCGCCACAUUCAGAGCACUGAUCGAUGCAUACGUUAGGGCCGGAAGAGUGGAUGAUGCUCUCCGUAUCUUCAACAAGAUGAUGGCUGCACGUCUACGCAACCUUGCUAUUGAUCAUGCCCACUGA
Molecule: messenger RNA, 1254 nt
Organism: Arabis nemorensis
Lineage: Eukaryota; Viridiplantae; Streptophyta; Magnoliopsida; Brassicales; Brassicaceae
Source: the annotation of a GenBank genome assembly